AUGGCCAAUCCAAACUCCCCCUCACCGUACCUCGCCAUCGUCCGAUCACGCUUCUCAAGCUUGGCGCCGCCUGGCGUCCAGCAAGCGCACCACCUUCAAAACAUGGACACCGAGAUACGCUCCAUCCAACUUGCCCUGGAAGAAGCACGCCGAAUAAGGAACAUGAACGUUGGAGCAUAUCGUCUUCCGCCCGAAGUCCUUACGCAAGUCUUCGAGGAUGUGCAAGAGCAGUGGGGGCCUGAACGGGAAGUUGAGGAGAAGAAGGAUAGUAAUCAUGAGAAAGUGCAGAAUGAGAAAGGCUCUGAGCCUUGGCGUGAUGUGUUUACUGGAGGAUGGAUGGUGGUCACACAUGUAUGUGCUUACUGGCGCAAGGUCGCGCUGGGUAAUCCCUCGCUAUGGUCCGAAUCAGAGAUUGACGUAGUCAGCAUUCACCCUGGAUACAUCCCCGAUAUAAUAGCGCGUUGUCGCGGACGUCCGAUCCAUCUGCAUCUCAAUACCCAAGACCUCGAAUUCAGAGCCUCAAACGAAUCGGAAGUCGAAGAAGAUGCCGGUGUACAAGCGUGGAUCUCGCCUCUUGUUCUUGGCCUUACCAAGGACCUCGCGAUCUCUGCGCUUUAUGAAAUGCUUGAAUAUACCGCCAGUCGACUGCCUACAGAAAUAACACAUUUACGAAAGCUUUACCUCGAAACUAACGGAUUGACUAUGGAGGCUCCAGAGGAGGUAGCGCCGAAACGGUUCUGGGAACUCAAUACCGUCUCAGAUCUGACUCUGAGCUCCUGCGCUAUACCAUGGCGAUCUCCCAUCUUCUCCUCGUCUCUCACUCGCCUGGUGCUACAAAGCAUGGAUGGUGUACAGUACCCCAAGACAUAUGUCGAGCUUCGCGACCUGUUGUCACGCAUGCCACACCUCCAGGUUCUCGAAAUGUGGAACAUCGUGCCGGAUCCGCUCGCACAACAAGACCUCACCAUUGAUCUCCCUCCGUCUUUGCGCAGGGUCGAAAUCAAUGUGAUACGACCUGAGCGUGUGCUUGAUGGCUUGUGGCUCAUGGAGCGUGUUCGGUCGCCCCCAAGUUGCUCUGUCGACUUCUCUAUCUGGCCCGGAUGGCUCGUGACAGAGAACCCCGCUAUCAACGAUCUGCUCCAUGGAUCCAUGCACCACAUGCUCUCAAAUAGCAACGUUACCGCACCACGACACCUUGUGUUGAGCCAUAAUACUUUUAUCAUCGCUUCCACCGACAUUUUCGCGGACCGAGGUCCAAAUGUAAUGGUCUCCGCCACUUCCGCCCCAGAUACCACCGUCAGCGCUUUCAGUAUCACGGAGUCCGAGCGCAGAUUCGGAAACGAGGGCAUGAUUGUAUACGACAUGACUCCUCUUCUAGGUUGCAUUAAUCUUGAGAAUCUCCGGGCAGUCGCAUUCAGCUCGGAGACGAUCCACGCUAUCAGCACCCAGAACAUCUGGACGAUGUUCCUCGCCGCCGUCGACGUUCGCCGGAUCGACUUGGAAUCGCCGCACGCAGCGGUCUCGGCGCACUUCUCUGAUCUACAACGAGCACUGUGCCAUCGCUACUCUGUAGGCUCGACAGAUGGUCCCCAUUGGAAGCUUCUGCUCCCUCGCCUGCAGACGUUGGCAUUACACCUCACGGACGAAGACGUCCAAAAUGCAGAGUUCGUGAUAGCGCUUAUUGAGCUGAUACGCAUGAGGGCCGAGCUCGGCGCAGCUCUGCGAGCAGUUUUGGUCCCGCGUGGACUCAGAUAUGGGUCUUUGUGGGAUACCCUACAUGCGACGGUGAAGGUCACGCGGGUCAGUUGUAGCCGUACGCGUACGGUGUUCAAAAGGAGAAUGUCACUUUGGAUACCAAACUAA
Peniophora sp. CBMAI 1063 is the source of this 1863-nucleotide messenger RNA. The record is from the annotation of a GenBank genome assembly. NCBI's taxonomy places the organism in Eukaryota, Fungi, Basidiomycota, Agaricomycetes, Russulales, Peniophoraceae.